AUGCAAGAAAGUGGCACACCAUUGGCGGAGGCAAACUGUCUUCGUUCUCAGACUAAUCGCCCCAUUAAGAAGAGUGCAUUUUUCGUAUCACAGUCAGGUCGAUAUGGAGUGAUCACUUCAUGUUGUCCUGUAUCUGGUAAGAUCCAUACGAACAGCAAAGAACUGAACCAUCCGCGCGUUCAUAUCUCAUACGAAAGAAGAUCUUUAAUUGGUCCCAAGGCGCGGCUUAGUACCUCAAUUCAAAGGAUGCUUAUCCCUACAUGUAAGCCGGAGGGUUCUACAAUGGGUAAUCAGCUUGGGCCUAGCGUCUCAUCAUACAAGAUAAAAUAUAUAGCUCCUCAGACCCUUAGUCUGCCAUACAUCAUACGUGAAUGUGAGAUGAACGAGCAUCAGAUUCAGUUAAUUGAUAGCUAUCUACGAGUAUUCCAACCGCCGGAGGAAUCGCAUAACGUCAGCUACGUACACAACGUGGCGCAUGUGACUGUUACGACAACUGGUUGGGCCAGAGGGACAUGCCGAGACUCCAACCCUACGGAAGAAGAAUGGACCGAUGCCGGUGGGGUAACCUGCUACAAGUAA
Lindgomyces ingoldianus is the source of this 579-nucleotide messenger RNA. RefSeq lists its product as uncharacterized. The coding region runs from base 1 to 579 and encodes 192 amino acids. The record is from RefSeq and is a predicted model, not a curated record. The transcript has 7 exons. Lineage: Eukaryota; Fungi; Ascomycota; Dothideomycetes; Pleosporales; Lindgomycetaceae.